Mercenaria mercenaria is the source of this 6828-nucleotide messenger RNA. Its product is annotated as pre-mRNA-splicing factor 38B-like. NCBI's taxonomy places the organism in Eukaryota, Metazoa, Mollusca, Bivalvia, Venerida, Veneridae. The coding region runs from base 1 to 1230 and encodes 409 amino acids. The record is from RefSeq and is a predicted model, not a curated record. The transcript has 3 exons.
AUGUAUGCCGUACCCAUGAAUCAGACACCGACAACAAGUCAGUAUCCAUACAUGUCGGAGGGUGGUGGCGGCGGGGCCUCGGCGGGCAUCUUUGUCGGCGUCGGUGUCGGAGCAUGCGCUCUUAUCGUUGGUGUAAUAGCUGUAGUUAUAUACUGCUACAUGAAAGCGAGAAAAGAAAAGGCAAACUCAAAUAUGACAAAAUCAACGGACGUAUUUUCAACGGCGGCAUCCAAUACUCAAUAUGACUACCCUCAGCGUUCUAAAGUUAACCAGUUCCCCGAUCCUGAAGCAGCAAGGAGAAGCAGGCGUCGCGAACGAGGCCGCGAUGCGGGACAUUCAAACCCAGCUUUUACGCGACAUAGUUCAGAUACGUCUUCAAUAAGCGAUGCCGAUGGUAGAGAUUUAUCACCUCCCCGUGCCCGUCGUCCUCGAGGCGGUCAACUUAAUGACGCAUUUUCAAGUGAAUCGUCUUAUGAAGAUUCUUCUAGCGUAGAAGAUGAAGUGGUAGGUGGUAAUUAUAGAAUGGAACGUGAAACUGAUAGAGAAAAAGAAAGAAGAACCCGUAGCUCAUAUAAAAGAGCAACAGGUAGACAAGAUGAUUUACUUGAUGGUUCUAGAGGUGAAAAUACUGGAAGGUAUCGUAGAACUGACGAUGAAUCUCAAAGAAUGUCCAGAAGGGAUGAAUUUUCCAAACGAAAUCCGCGUAGUGAUUCACCACUCACAAUUGAAACGCUUGAAAAGCACGAAAAAAAUCUAGCCCGUCGCGAAAGUAAGGAAUGGGAGGAUCAAAAGGCAUUUAAAAAUAGGUCGAGGAAAAGAGAUUCCUCGCCAUCAAGAACAUACGAGAGUUCAGAGGUCACUCAAGCAUCUUUGACCACAGAAGGGACGGAGUUUACAGCUACAACCAUGUCUUCAACACGGUUUCAAAAGAAUCCGAGUCUCAGACGAAAUUCACCUUCAAGGUCUAGCUCACAUCGUAGAUACAGAAAAGACAAUGAAAAGGAUGAACAUGGCCGUAGAAAACCUAGGCGGACUCGUAGUAAGGAUCGUUCAGGAAGCCAUGAUAGGCAAAGUGAUAGGUCAAGGUCACCUGGAAGUUCACGAAGCGGGAGUGGAAGCACGCGCAGGUCAAGGUCAUCGUCUGCUCGGGAGGCCAAGAGAAUUAAUAAAGAACAAGCUAUGCUACCAAUUUUUGCGGACGCUCAAAAGAAAAAGAGUUCUGCUGUUUGAUUAGAUUUCACUGUUAACUUUCAUGUUAUAGUAUCUAGGAUUUACAAAAUCGUAUUAUUAAAAUCUACCUAUGCAAUUUUAACUAAGGUUUCCCGAUUUUUAGCUCGACUAUUCGAAGAAUAGUCUAGCUAUUCUACUCACCCUGGCGUCGGCGUCUGCGUCACACCUUGGUUAAGUUUUUGCAUGCAAGUACAUACAGCUAUCAUUUAAAGGCAUAUAGCUUUGAAACUUUUUUUAUUCUUUUUCUAGGUCAAUUACCAACCUCACUGGGUCAAGUUCCAUAACUCUAACAUGUAUUUUGAGCAAAUUAUGCCCCCUUUUGGACUUAGAAAAUUCUGGUUAAAGUUUUACAUGCAAGUUACUAUCUCCAAAACUAAUGCAGAUAUUGAAUUGAAACUUCACAUGUGUCUUCGGGGUUAUAAAACUAGUUGAUAGCACCAAGUCCCAUAACUCUGACCUUCAUUUUGGCCAAAUUAAGCCCCCUUUUGUACUUAGAAAAUUUUGGUUAAUGUUUUGCGUGCAAGUACAUACAGCUAUUACUAAAAGGCAUAUAGAUUUGAAACUUAUUUUUUCUUUUUCUAGAUCAAUUACCUACCUCACUGGGUCAAGUCCCAUAACUCUGACAUGUAUUUUGGCUAAAUUAUGCCCCCUUUUGGACUUAGAAAAUUCUGGUUAAAGUUUUGCGUGCAAGUACAUACAGCUAUUACUAAAAGGCAUAUUGAUUUGAAACUUAUUUUUUCUUUUUCUAGAUCAAUUACCUACCUCAUUGGGUCAAGUCCCAUAACUCUGACAUGUAUUUUGAGCAAAUUAUGCCCCCUUUUGGACUUAGAAAAUCCUGGUUAAAGUUUUGCGUGCAAGAACAUACAGCUAUUACUAAAAGACAUAUUGAUUUGAAACUUAUUUUUUCUUUUUCUAGAUCAUUUACCUACCUCAUUGGGUCAAGUCCCAUAACUCUGACAUGUAUUUUGAGCAAAUUAUGCCCCCUUUUGGACUUAGAAAAUCCUGGUUAAAGUUUUACAUGCAAGUUACUAUCUCCAAAACUAAUGCAGAUAUUAAAUUGAAACUUCACAUGUGUCUUCGGGGUUAUAAAACUAGUUGAUAGAAUCAAGUCCCAUAACUCUGACAUGUCUUUUGGGCAAAUUAUGCCCCCUUUUGGACUUAGAAAAUCCUGGUUAAAGUUUUGCGUGCAAGUACAAACAGCUAUUACCAAAAGGCAUAUAGCUUUGAAACUUAUUUAUUCUUUUUCUAGGUCAGUUACCAACCUCACUGGGUCAAGUUCCAAAACUCUUAACAUGUAUUUUGAGCAAAUUAUGCCCCCUUUUGGACUUAGAAAAUUCUGGUUAAAGUUUUACAUGCAAGUUACUAUCUCCAAAACUAAUGCAGAUAUGGAAUUGAAACUUAACAUGUUUCUUCGGGGUUAUUAAACUAGUUGAUAGCAUCAAGUCCCAUAACUCUGACAUGCAUUUUGGUCAAAUUAUGUCCCGUUUCGAACUUAAAACUCUUUCGAUAUUUAACAUUUUGGGUAAUUAUUUCCUGCUUCUGUGACAAUAUUUCGAAUAGUCGAGCUUGGCUGUCUUAAGGACAGCUCUUGUUUAGUUGGUAAAAUCGACUAUUUUUUUACAUUUUACAUGGCAAAUCUUAACUGACACAAAUUCAAUUUCUGAGGUGUUUUUUGUAUCCAUUCUUUUCUUGGAAUUCUGGACCUCAAAAAGACAAUCUGUUGGAAAAUUAUUACACUAUAUUAGCGAAAGGCUUUCUCCUGUGACUGCAGUAACCUCUUUUACGCCCAAGUAUAUAUGACAAAUAUCAAGGAGAGAAAGCCUAUGACUGCAGUAACCUCUUUUACGCCAAAGUAUAUAUGACAAAUAUCAAGGAGAGAAAGCCUAUGACUGCAGUAACCUCUUUUACGCCAAAGUAUAUAUGACAAAUAUCAAGGAGAUAAAUACUUGUAGGCAUUUCUACCUUUAAAAGAAAGUAUAAAAAGAUGUGAACCUGUAUUUUGCGGGUUUUAAGAGCAGAAUUAUGUCCCUUUGAAAGCACCUGGGAUCUACAGCAAAUACUUUAUUGUUGUGCAAUAACCAAUGAAAAUGUUAAAAUAUUUCUUUUGUAGGAAAUUAAUUUUUGCAACAGCUUUAGCAACACAUAACAUAAUAGUUUAAACUUUAAUAUCAAAAUUUCAGUCACAUUUUAAUUAUAUUAUCCUUAAUCAGAAUUAAAAAAUAGGGAACCAAAUUUAGGAAAAACUGAAAUAUCUUAUACAAGUGAACAUAGAACAUAUCUUUAUACAUUUAUUAUGUAAUAUUAUAUAUUUUUACUUUUAUAUCUAAGUGUGCUACUAAUAUCGAUUUUGUAAAUAAAAAUGUUUAACAUCAAUAUUAAUUAACAUUGUGUAUAAUUUUGUAGAAAAAAAAACAACUUGUGUAAUGUAUAUCAUUUAUCAUUUUAGUUCAUUUUAUUCUUAUUCAAAUUUCUUUUGUUAAUUUAUUAUUUGCCCCCUUAAUUUCCUUGACUGAAAGUAAAAAAUCAGCUGGUACUAACUGGAGCUAACUGUCACAGUUGUUCAUUUUUAGCUCGACUUUUCAAAGAAAAAGUAGAGCUAUUGCACUCGCCCCGGUGUCAACGUGGGCGUCGCAGUUGGUUAAAGUUUUUUAUAAAGUCAAAUAUCUCUGUUACUAUCAAAGCUAUUGACUUGAAACUUAAAAUUGUUGUUUACUAUCAAAAUCUACACCAGGAGUAACAAUCCCCAUAACUAUGAUUUGAAUUUUGAUGGAGUUAUGCCCCUUUUUGACUUAGAAUUUUUGGUUAAAGUUUUUGAUAAAGUCAAAUAUCUCUGUUACUAACAAAGCUAUCGACUUGAAACAUAAAAUAGUUGUUAACUAUCAAAGUCUACACCAGGAGAAACCGUCCCCAUAACUUUGAUUUGAAUUUUGAUGGAGUUAUGCCCCUUUUAAACUUAGAAUUUUUUAGUUAAAAGUUUUAUAAACUUUUUACUGGCAAAGCUCUAAUUCAGAGUCAAGCACUGCGAAAAGUCGAGCAUGCUGUCUUACGGACAGCUCUUGUUAUUACUUCAGUUGUAUUUUGAUUUUUUUUGUAAUCAAAAAAUCAAUGUAAGAACAAAGCAAAUAACAGCAUAUCAAAUUGAAAUAAUAAAUAAACAAUACUAGAUCUAUUACACUUUUUCUAUUAUUUCACAUGGCUAAAUUCCAGAUAAGAUUGGGAUCAUUAAAAAAAACUCUGAAGCAAACACAUGAAAGAAAAUAACAAACUUGUUAUGCAAGUAGUAUAGAUUGUUCUUUAACACCAAAACUUUAUUACAUCGAAUUGUUAAAAACGUGUUGCAUAAAGGACAUCUGAAUUUCAGAACAACUACAGUUCAGUCAAUGAAAACUAGAUUCAAGACACUGCUGGACUAUUGUUUGAAUGAUUUUGGCUGAUGGAUUAAAUUGUUGUAGCCCAAGUCCUAUCAGUUUUCUAUAACAAGAGCUUGUUUACAGACAAGCAGAACUUGCCAAAGACUAAAAUAAUUGUAUAUUUAUUUCUUUUUUACUGUUCAUUAUCUACUUUUUUGAUUCAUGAUACAGUUUUCCUGAAUUUCUUCUUCAUUUUGUAAGUUCCCAAUAUAAUAUAUAUAGAAGAUGGUAGUACAAUGUAGUAAUUUUCUGAAUUUUGAAGGUACAUGUAUUUUGAAACAGGCACGAAACUUUUUACCUUAAUUAACAUAAUUUAUCUAUGUUAUAACUAUGGUAUUCUGCAAGUUUCAUAUGAAUCCAGGCAAAAUUGUGACUAUUCAAAAUUAUAUGUUCCAAAAAUUAUCGUAUUGUUUUUCGUUAUUCUUUACAAUAAUGAUUAACAAAUUGAGAUGUUUUGACAAUUAAAAAAGCAAUAUUGCCAACCCUUUGAGGUAUAUUUUAAAAAAGUUGUUACAGUAAAUGUAUUAAUGUAGAUCUGCAGUUAGUACAAAGAAGUAUAAAAUACACAGAAUGGCAACUGGCUGUAAUCUCACGUGAGCUCGUGUCAGAGCGUGAUUCGGCGUUAUCUUACUAAAAACAAACAUCGGCGAGCAUGGAGUUACAAUUUGUACCUUUAAAACUACAUUUAAAAUACAUGUUAGCUUCUAAAACAAAAUUAGUUUAAUUUGAAAUGGUCUUAAGACACGAAGUACAUGUUUUUUUUUUGCCAUCGAAAGAAGCGUGGUCAUACGGUGAUAAUUAUUUUACCGAUGAAUAAUUGCUUUCGCAUACAAAAUGGCGCUUGGAGAAAGCGCCACUUCCGGUAAACGAGAUCUCCUUUUUUUGUCACAGGAGGUUGGCAAGCUACCAGUACAUUAUGAAACUAUUUUCAUGAAUGUUGCAGCAAUCCUUGGAUCUUUCCCCUGAAUUCUGAACAUUUAAUGAAAAAUUGAGUCAAAUGUGAUUUAUCAAAUUGUGUCGCAUACAUUAUAUACUGUUGUUUCUAAAAACCGUUAGUCAUGAUAUUCAUAAAUGACAAAGAAAAAUGAUCUGAAUUUGGCAAAAUAACUUUGAAUCUGGCAAAUAAACUAUGAAUUUGCCAAAAUACUCUGAAUUUGUUAAAAUAACUAUGAAUUUGGCAAAAUAACUCUUGAAUUUGGCAAAAUAAUCUGAAUUUGUUAAAAUUUCUAUGAAGUUGGAAAAAUAACUCUGAAUUUGGUUGAAAACUCUGAAUUUGAAAGAGUAACUGUAUAUAAUAUCUCAGGAUUUAUUAUUUUGUUUUGCUAUGAUUUACACCUUGCUCUUUAUUGAAUAUAAUCAUACUUUAUUGCUACAUUAAAUUGAUCCAAAUUCAGCAUUUUUCUUUCUAGUGUAUAUUUGCAAUUGUCUUACUUGCCAUACAUGUACAAGAAAUGCAUAAGAUUCUGUUUCUUUUAAUUAUGAGUGUUCAUUAAAUGAUAUACAUGUAUAUAUGUCAAAUGUAUUGGAAAAUUACAUAGUUCUUUCAAUCAAUGAAAUGUCUUAGAACAUUCAUAAAAAUAUCAUAGGAUAUUUUCACAUGUACGAUACAUUCGUUUUGAGAUGAUGUAGUUUGGGUUAAAACUGUUUUAGUCAAUAGAUUUUCAUGACAUUUGUAUCAAAAAUCUGUCUGACCCAUACGAAAAUUUAUUUAAAAAUGCAUCUCCAGACUUGUUUUGUGUUUAUACCAAAUUUAUAUUUUUGGAAAUUAUUAUAGAACAUUAUGUUUUGUUAUUAUAUACCUUAAUUACUAUAAAUAGUAACAGAAUUGUACAGGACAGAAUCCUGUAAGCCAUGCUAUUAGCCGGAAGCAUGCAUAGUAAUCGGUUAUUGGCUCAACUGGUGUUGUGACGGUAAAUGGAAAGUCAUAUUUAGGUACAUAAUAAAUAACUCAUGAAAUACCAGUGACUUGCUUAGGUAGUUAUUUAAACUCUCCUAAACUUAUACAGUAGCACAAGGGCUUUAUGUCUUGGUGCCAGUAUAAGUUUCAUCAAGCCAAUAACCACUUACUUCACUUCAUUUGUUUACCAUUCUGUAUCAUAGGAUAGCUAUACUGAUGUAUCAAACUCCAUUUUACGUUAUUAAAAAUUAAGUACAAAAGACUUCAAAAAAUAAACAAGACUUGCUCUUA